This is a messenger RNA of Acanthosepion pharaonis, 771 nucleotides long. Lineage: Eukaryota; Metazoa; Mollusca; Cephalopoda; Sepiida; Sepiidae. The record is from the annotation of a GenBank genome assembly.
AUGAUAUUGUCUCUUUUGCUAAUAACUGUCACUCUACCAUUUUCUCUUUGCCUCAUCAUUAAGGUUGUUCAAGAAUAUGAAAGAGCAGUUAUCUUCCGAUUAGGAAGAUUGCUUUCAGGUGGUGCCAAAGGGCCAGGUCUGUUCUGUAUUGUACCAUGUAUUGACUCAUAUAGCAAGGUUGACAUGAGAACAGUUUCUUUUGAUGUGCCUCCACAGGAGGUACUGACCAAAGACUCUGUUACAGUGGCUGUAGAUGCUGUUGUCUACUUCCGUGUCCAGAAUGCCACCAUGUCCAUUGCUAAUGUAGAAGAUUCCAAUCGAUCAACUAAACUCCUUGCACAAACCACUUUACGCAAUGUCCUGGGAACUAAAAACUUGAGUGAAAUUCUUUCUGAGAGAGAAUCCAUCAGCCACUUGAUGCAGUCCUCUUUGGAUGAAGCAACAGACCCAUGGGGUGUGAAAGUUGAAAGAGUUGAAGUAAAAGAUGUUCGUUUGCCUGUUCAGUUGCAAAGAGCCAUGGCUGCUGAAGCUGAAGCCACUCGUGAGGCUCGGGCUAAGGUUAUUGCUGCUGAGGGAGAACAGCGAGCAUCACGUGCUCUGAAAGAAGCAGCUGAUGUCAUGUGUGAAUCUCAUGUUGCUUUGCAGCUUAGAUAUUUGCAGACACUAAGUACAAUCUCAGCUGAGAAAAAUUCUACUAUUAUUUUCCCUCUGCCAAUUGACCUUUUGCAAAACUUUGUGUCCAGGCCUUCACCUGAUAAAAUCCAUCUAUAA